Molecule: messenger RNA, 1892 nt
Organism: Aricia agestis (brown argus)
Lineage: Eukaryota; Metazoa; Arthropoda; Insecta; Lepidoptera; Lycaenidae
Product: RNA-binding protein 41-like
Exons: 5
Coding region: 93-1190 (365 amino acids)
Biological process (GO): mRNA splicing, via spliceosome
Cellular component (GO): U12-type spliceosomal complex
Molecular function (GO): pre-mRNA intronic binding; U12 snRNA binding
Source: RefSeq, a predicted model, not a curated record
UAAAAUUACUGUUUUGGUAAUAUUAAUAAAAAUUAUAAGCUUACUUAUAUAUUUUUAUAUUAAAUGCUUUCAUAAAUUCUGUACAUUUCACUAUGAGUUCCGAACUACCUAAAGAAUUUCAGAAAACGUCUGAAGUAUUACCGUUCUCAAAAUAUGGCUUAUCAUCACUGGAAGAGUUCAAAAACACAGAAAAAGAUGUUCAACACCUAGAAUGGUUGAAAAAAGUCGGCUUAAGUGAGGAAGAGAUAAAACUGUAUGAAGAGAAUGAAGCCGGAUUACUAACACAGAAAACUAAAGUAGAAUCAAAUGCUCUAAAAAGGAAAUUAGAAGUAUUGUAUGCGAAAAUCAGUGAUAACCAAAAUAAUAAGAGACAGCCAAAUAUUGAACAGGAAGCUCUAGCAAGCACUUCAAGUGAAGAUGACAUUAAGAGGAUUAACAAGUCCGGAUGUUUCUACGCUCCAGGGCAUCCUAUUAAUGAUUUAAAAAAACUUGAGGAAGAAUUGUUUGGUCACUUGCAAGACCAGACAAUUUCUAUCACCAAACGCCGUAAAAUUAUAAGGAGACUCGAGAGAAAAAGAGAAAGGUUGCUAGCUCAGCAAAAAACACCUAAUAUAGAUCCCAUGGAAGGUCCAUCUCAGAUUAAGCCAGGAAGUCUGUGGGAUGUACAAAAAAUGCCAGACAGGAUGAAACUUAAACCCAAGAAACCAAUCAUGGGUCCAUUUAAUAAAACCAUGUACACCGUAAAAGACAACAAAAUUGUCCGACUUGAACCAACAGAAAAUAAUGAAGAAUAUAAAGCUGUUGACAUUGUACUUCCUGUGAAUUCAGCUGAACAACAGUUGUUGGAAGGCACACAAAUGAAGAUAGAUGACAUAAGAAAGAUAGAAAGAUUUAAAGACUAUGAACCUGGCAUACCUUCUAAAGUUCUUUUCCUCAAGAAUAUUGCACCAUCACUGAAACAUGAACAGUUGGCAUUGCUCUUCAACCAGUUUCAGAUGGAAAAUGGUGGACCCGUGGAUUUGAAAUUGAUGUCAGGACGCAUGCAUGGACAAGCAUUUGCAACAUUCCAAAAGGAACACAUAGCUAUCCAAGCUUUAGCAGAAAUCAAUGGAACAAUAUUAGGUGGGCAACCUAUUAUUGCGCAAUUUGGAAGAAACAGCAAUCGGAUACAGGUGGAAGAAAAUAGAUAAAUUAUGUGUUGUACAAAGUUCACAUCAAAUGGACAGAGAUUUUAAUGUAUCCAGGCAGCAGAGAUUUCUUCAUGGAAUGAAGAACACUUGCAUUGGUCUUUGAAGAGUUAAGUUUCGUUAUAUAUAAGCAGGCCUGUCUCACUUCCAUACAAACGGCGUGAAAUCGCCGAGAUAUUUACCUACUAUUCUGGAACACAACAUAUUCAUAGUACAAUAACUGUAUGCCGUCUCGCUUCAAUCUGCCAAGUGCUAGGGCUGUCAAGCGAGUGGCGGCGCGGCGGCCGGGCGGCGAGCGCGCGAUUCGUCAGCCACAGAAUACAAAAGUGCCAGCCAAUUGAGACUAGUCCGGUGACCGGACGCUUGCGUUUAUCAUACCUAAACUCGGGAGUGAAAUUUCUGUACCGUAAGGUACUAACUAUAUAUUCUGUGGUAUAAGUUGAUGUGGUGUAAAUAGUUUAUAAUAUGAGAUUUUUCUACUUAAACUAUUAGCAUUUUAAUGUAGAUGCGCCAUUUUGUCAUGUCUUGUGUACAUCCUGAUUGUUGUUCCCAAAGCACAAAUAAUAUGAAAUAAAAAAAUAGUUAUAUGUAUUAGCCAUGUAUUACGUCCUUACUGCCUACAUUUACAUUUUACAAUAUGAAGUCUUAGACAAAAAUAUGUUCAAUGAAAAAGUUACAAGAAAAUCUAUUAAACUUUUAUUUAUU